Molecule: messenger RNA, 2515 nt
Organism: Juglans regia (Persian walnut)
Lineage: Eukaryota; Viridiplantae; Streptophyta; Magnoliopsida; Fagales; Juglandaceae
Product: silicon efflux transporter LSI2-like
Exons: 6
Coding region: 642-2282 (546 amino acids)
Biological process (GO): transmembrane transport
Cellular component (GO): membrane
Source: RefSeq, a predicted model, not a curated record
ACAGCAAGUCAACUAACUACUCAGUCAUAAGAAGAACGGCGGCAUCUUUCUUUCUUUUCAAGGCUGCUUUAAUAAGCUGUAAACUUGAAAGAGCAAGAGGAAAGUCAGAAAAGUGGCUAGACGAAGGCUUGGCUGGGGUGGUGCGGCAAAGCUACCGUGCCUUGAGGGAUAACUCGGAGAGAGAGAGCCAUGCCUUGAGCAAGAAGAGAGAGAGGUUACCGAGAGAGAAUCGUGCGUGGAUCUGCAGUCUCCUUUUCGAUCUGAACAUAUGUUGAUAUAUUUGAAGGAGUAAUGUUACGUACAGUCGUGGAAUGCGCAAAUGCGAUGUAGUCGCUUUGAAAAAGAGUGGGGUCUACUAUUAAAAAAUUAAUUUCUUUUCAGAUUAUUUCAACUCCCGCUUUGCUCGGUUCAGAAGUUGAAUGUGACAUCUUAGUUCCCCAAUCUCAGGUGUUUGGUCGUAGUUCUUCAAUGGAUUUUGCUAUCAUGUUAGUGCGCUUAAUGUAUUAUAGUGUCGGAAGACAUAUUCUCCACAGAAAUUUAAUUUUCAGCUGUUUUAUGGUAAGAUGGCGUCAGCUGUGGAAUUUCAGUAAUAUAUUAAGCCUUUGGAGCUGUAGAGUUUUUUGGCUUACCAAGCCAAAAAGAUGGCCUUGGCUACUUCUGUGAAUGUGGUUCUAGGCUCUCUUGCUUUCGCAAUCUUCUGGGUUUUGGCAGUUUUCCCUGCAGUUCCUUUUCUACCAAUUGGGAGGACUGCAGGGUCCCUCCUUGGAGCCAUGCUGAUGGUUAUAUUUCGAAUCAUAACUCCAAAUCAAGCAUAUGCUGCAAUUGAUCUCCCAAUACUUGGUCUCCUCUUUGGGACAAUGCUUGUCAGUGUCUAUCUCGAAAAGGCUGAUAUGUUCAAGUACUUGGGAAAGUUGCUCUCAUGGAAGAGUAAAGGAGCAAAGGACUUAAUUUUUCGAAUCUGCUUGAUUUCUGCCAUUUCAAGUGCGCUUUUCACUAAUGAUACCUCCUGCGUAGUUUUGACCGAGUUUGUUUUGAAAAUUGCGAGGCAACAUAAUCUCCCACCUCAUCCUUUCCUUCUUGCUCUGGCAUCUAGUUCGAAUAUUGGGUCUUCAGUAACUCCAAUUGGCAACCCCCAAAACUUGGUUAUAGCUGUUCAGAGUAAGAUAUCUUUCGGGAAUUUUCUAAUCGGCAUUCUCCCUGCAAUGCUCUCGGGAGUUGUUGCCAACAGUCUAAUUCUUAUAUUCAUGUACUGGAGGUUGCUAUCUAUUCCAAAAGAUGAAGAAGAUGCGGCUAUAGAAGUUGUUGCGGAGGAGGACCUGAAUUCUCAUCGCUUUUCACCAGCCACCAUGUCACAUUUUACAUCCUCGAGUUCUCAGGAAUGGAACUCUACAAUGGAAGCUAUAAAUGUGCAAAGCCCUCUUGACAUAAAUAGGAAUAUGGGCCAUGUUGAGACCAUUAGAAAUCGAUUAACUCCCAGUGAGAAUGAUAUCCACAGUGUCCAUAGUGAUAUGUUGGAGUCUGCGAGAAAUUCUAAUGCAUCAAAAGAAGUGGCUAAUGAUGCAUCUUCUCAAAAAAGGGAAGAAACCACUACUUCACACAAUGCUGCAUCAGUGGAGAGACUAAGAGAUGCACUUUCUGUACAGUCUUCAGAAGUUAAGGAAGAUUUGACCUUGAGAUGGAGAAGGAUGUGGAAUUCAUGCGUUUACCUUGUCACGAUAGGGAUGUUGAUUGCUUUGCUUAUGGGUCUGAAUAUGUCGUGGACUGCAAUUACUGCUGCACUUGCUCUCGUGGUUCUUGAUUUCAAGGAUGCUAGGCCAUGCCUUGCAAAGGUCUCCUAUUUACUUUUAAUUUUCUUCUGUGGAAUGUUUAUCACGGUUGAUGGCUUCAACAAAACUGGCAUCCCAAGUACUCUAUGGGACUUAAUGGAGCCCUAUGCGCAAAUUGAUCGGGUUAGUGGGAUAGCAGUCCUGGCCAUUAUCAUACUCAUCUUGUCAAAUUUGGCUUCAAACGUACCAACUGUUCUCUUACUUGGAGGAAGAGUGGCAGCAUCUGCAGCUGCAAUUUCCGUAGCUGAUGAGAAAAAGGCAUGGCUUAUUUUAGCUUGGGUCAGCACGAUAGCUGGGAACCUCUCAUUAUUAGGAUCAGCUGCCAACUUAAUAGUGUGUGAACAGGCUCGCCAAGCUCCACACCUUGGGUACACUUUAUCCUUUUGGAGCCAUCUCAAAUUUGGAGUACCCUCGACUCUUAUAGUCACCGCUGUUGGUUUGGCACUUAUAAGAUGACUUUGACGCUCACAAGAAUUAGGAUAUUUUGUGUUUUUAAAUAAGUGUAAAUGUAGAUUGUCUCAAACUUGAGCGACCAAUAAUAUGAAUUAUGCAAAAUUGUUCAAUAAAUUCAUUCCAAAUCUUAGCAUACAAUAGAUGUAAUUUAUGAGUGAUUGUGCAAGUAAAACACAUCAUUUCAUGCAAAAUUAAAUGGAGAAAAAGCAACAAUGUUUUUAGAUGGGUUACGUGGA